CUUAUGGAGAUCAGUUUUUUCCAGAAUCACCACGUUGAGCCGACGCUUUCUCUACAGAUACCUGGACUUUGCUCGGGUUACCACGGGGACCACCUCUCUGACCCCUCGCUGGGACAAGUGUGUGAAUUAUGUAGAAAACACACUCAUCUAUGCCACCGGUAGGCUCUUUGUCGAUAAGCAUUUCCAAGAGGACAAGAAACACAUGGCUCAUGCAGUCUUGGCGAAAGUGGGUUACCCAGACUUCAUCUUAAAUGACACCUAUAUUAACGAGGACAUCAAACGAUUGUCGUUCAGUGAGACGGACUACUUUGGGAAUGUCAUGCAGACCCUGAAGUUCAUAGCUCAGUCUGACAUCGGCUGGCUGAGGAAAACAGUCCCACGCACAGAGUGGUUCACCAACCCAACAACAGUAAAUGCAUUUUACAGCUCCUCUACCAACCAGAUCAGAUUCCCUGCGGGAGAACUUCAGAAGCCAUUUUUCUGGGGACUUGACUACCCUAGAUCCUUGAGCUAUGGAGCGAUUGGUGUAAUUGUGGUGCAUGAACUGACCCAUGGCUUUGAUGACAAUGGCAGGAAAUACGACAAAGAUGGGAACCUGGACCAGUGGUGGAGCAACUCCUCAAUCACCCGCUUCACUGAAAAGACACAAUGCAUGAUUGACCAGUACAACAGUUACUACUGGAGAGAGGCGGGGCUAAAUGGCAAGGGGAAGAGGACUCUGGCAGAGAACAUUGCGGACAAUGGAGGGAUGAGAGAAUCUUUCAGGGCCUAUAGGAGAUGGAUUGAAAAAGAGAGAUCAGGAGUCGAGGAGCAUCUCCUACCUGGUGUGGGUCUGACCAACAACCAGCUGUUUUUCCUCAGUUAUGCUCAUGUUUGCUGUAAUGCCUACAGACCAGAAGCAGCACGUCAUCAGAUCCAGAGUGGAGCUCACAGCCCUCCUAAAUAUAGGGUUAUCGGGGCGAUGAGCAACUAUGAAGAGUUCCAUAAAGCUUUUAACUGCCCUGAGACGUCAAUCCUGAACAGGGGGACGAAGUCCUGUCGAGUGUGGUAAUGAAAAAGAGGACCCUGUGAAGAUUUCAAUCACAGCACAACCCAAAUCUCCCUAUUUUGUCUCGUUCACUGGUUUCUUAUAGUGAAACAGCGGUUACUAACACUGAAUUCUAGGGCCGUGCUGACGACUGAGCACCUGGCCCUCCUUCAGCCACUGGAACACUGUAGAUAAAAUGUACAGUGCCUACAAACCUGAGAGUGCUUCAGCCAGAUCUGCAUUUUACUGUCUGACCUCAAUUAAAAUGUGCAAAUGCCAAACGGACCAUAAAAUUCCUUUGAGGCCUUUCUUUGGUUCAUCACUGUUUUUUACACAAACCAAUUAUGUUGCACUGUCGCUUUAAGAGUGCUAUAAAUUAUUAUUGUAAUUUUCGUUGUUGUUGAUAACAGUUAACAUUGUCUGUCAUUUUAUUUGAUUGAAACCACAAGUAAAUA
Sinocyclocheilus anshuiensis is the source of this 1482-nucleotide messenger RNA. RefSeq names its product metalloendopeptidase homolog PEX-like. Lineage: Eukaryota; Metazoa; Chordata; Actinopteri; Cypriniformes; Cyprinidae. The record is from RefSeq and is a predicted model, not a curated record. Gene Ontology annotation, biological process: protein processing. Gene Ontology annotation, cellular component: plasma membrane. Bases 203 to 1051 code for a protein of 282 amino acids. The transcript has 12 exons. Gene Ontology annotation, molecular function: metalloendopeptidase activity.